This is a messenger RNA of Symbiodinium necroappetens, 1148 nucleotides long. The record is from the annotation of a GenBank genome assembly. Lineage: Eukaryota; Dinophyceae; Suessiales; Symbiodiniaceae.
GUGCCGCUGGCAAGCAUCGCAGCCUCAGCAUCGCCUUGGUCUUGGUCUACGUCUUCGGCCUCGAGCUUUGGUGUCCUUCCGUUUGCGAGGAUCCGUUCGAGACACCGGACCAGGUGCCCAUAUUCAAACAUGCCAGCAAAAAGAUCGACAGCAUGAUUGGGCAGCUCUUAAAGGCCGCGGAGUUCAGGCUGUCUUGCACAGUUGCGUACACGGGCGUGGACAAGUGGAUUAAGUCCUGGCCUUCGCAGCCAGCCAUGCUCAAGAUGAAGUCCGAGCUUCCAGAGCUGUACGAUACCUUGACGGAGCUCGACGUCGACAAACCUUGCUGGACUGUUAUGUGCUCCUUGUCGCAAGAAAACUCUGCCCUGGCCCGAGAAUUCGUCUUCUUCUGCGAAAGGAAGCGGCGUGAGUCGGGCUACACAUCCCUUCGAGGUCUUUGGAACAACCCGUCGGCAGUGGUCAUGAAGCACGCCCAGAGCCGCUUCAACAAAAUCACCGGUCACCAACAGGGGACCGGCAAAGGGACGUUCGUGGGUUCGUCAUCGCAGCGUACCAGAACGCCUCGCCAUGACCGUGACCGGGGUAGCGGCCAUUACCCGGCGGCCAGCUGGCAGAACAGUCAGAUCAGACCUUGGGGUCGACCAAAUGGCCUGUCUUGCCAUCAUGAUGACUUGGACUUCGAUUUCGUUUUCGACCAGGACCGUGCUGCCGGCGAGGGCGAGGCUGCUGGGGACGAGGCUGCUGCGACUCCCAAGGCUGCUGGCAAGGCUUCCGUCAUAAUGAAAGCCAAGGCAAGGCGGCGCCGGUGGGGGCAGCUCCUCCUGCUGCUAAGCCGAUCGGGGCAGCUCCUCCUCCUCCUGCCACGCCAGGGCCAACUGCAGAGCCUUUUCCGCCGAUGCCUUCGCCUUCGCCUUCGCCUGACCCGCGUCGCAGUCGCGGACUUGCACUUCAACCCUCCGCCACCUCCGCCUGCGUUCUUGUCCCUGAAGACGAGAGUUUGCUGGAUGUUGUCUUCGGACGACUUCGGUGUUGCCAAGCAGCAUGGAGGAAACCCGACCGCGAUAUCCGGCGUCGAGGCCGAUCCUCGCACGCCGACGAGCCAGGGUGAAGCAAGAGACUCCUUGCAGGCGGGGCGGGGUAAAUAUUAA